This is a messenger RNA of Malus domestica (apple), 1476 nucleotides long. Its product is annotated as GATA transcription factor 12-like. Gene Ontology annotation, biological process: positive regulation of DNA-templated transcription; cell differentiation. Lineage: Eukaryota; Viridiplantae; Streptophyta; Magnoliopsida; Rosales; Rosaceae. Gene Ontology annotation, molecular function: zinc ion binding; sequence-specific DNA binding. The record is from RefSeq and is marked provisional. Gene Ontology annotation, cellular component: nucleus.
AACCCUCUGAGCUCUCUCCCUCUUCCUACACUUUCUCUCUCACUCCUCCCUCACUACUUUCCCUCUCCUCUCAUUCCCUCUCUUUCCUCAUUGCCUUAACUCCAACACCCAAAAAAAUACCAGAAAAAAAAAAACCCCAAAAAUAUAAUAACAGACUAAAAUUCUAGAGCUCCCUUGCAGCCAUGGAAGCUCCGGAGUACUACAAGAAAACUUUCUGCCCACAAUUCACACCUGAAAAGCGCCACUCCUUCGACAGCAGUAACAACAAGACCGCCGUUGGUGGCGGCGGGGACCACUUUAUGGUGGAGGACCUCCUCGACUUUUCCAACGACGACGACGCUGUCAUUACCGACGGUGGUUGUCCUGCUGCUUUUGACAACGUCAUCGGAAACUCCACCGACUCUUCGCCACUUAACGUCAUCGACAGCUGCAAUUCGUCCUCCUUAUCGGGCUCUGAACCCAAUUUCGGGUCCCGGAAUCUCGCCGACGGCCCCUUCUCCAGUGACCUCUGCGUCCCGUGCGACGAUUUGGCUGAGCUCGAAUGGCUGUCGAAUUUCGUGGAGGAGUCGUUUUCCAGCGAGGACCUGCAGAAGCUGCAGCUGAUAUCCGGAAUGAAACCCCGACCCGACCAGGCCGCCUUCGAGACCAGCCAAUUCCAACCGGACCCCACCCUAACCAAUAACAAUCCUAAUGGCAAUAACAACCCGAUAUUCAACCCGGAAGUUUCGGUCCCCGCCAAGGCCCGAAGCAAGCGGUCCCGGGCCGCCCCGUGCAACUGGACCUCCCGCCUCCUCCUCCUCUCGACUCCGGAGCAAUCCGACGUCGUGGUUUCAGCGGCGGAGGCAGCGUCUCCAUUACCGCCGCCUUCCAGCACUGGGAAGAAGACUGUGAAGUCGGCACCGAAGAAGAAGGAGAGCCAGGAAGGUUCGGGCGGUGGGCCCGGUGACGGGAGAAAGUGCAUGCAUUGCGCAACGGACAAGACGCCGCAGUGGCGGACGGGGCCGAUGGGUCCGAAGACACUGUGCAACGCGUGCGGGGUUCGAUACAAGUCGGGUCGACUAGUGCCGGAGUACCGACCCGCGGCGAGCCCGACGUUCGUGCUGACAAAGCACUCCAACUCGCACCGUAAGGUGCUGGAGUUGCGGCGGCAGAAGGAGAUAGUGAGGGCGCAGCAGACUUUCAUUCACCAGGUGCCGCCGCCGCAUCAUCACCACCACCACCAUCAGAAUAUGGUCUUUGACGUAUCCAACGGCGGAGAUUACUUGAUUCAUCAGCACGUGGGGCCCGAUUUCCGGCAGCUGAUCUAGUCGGGGAGCGAGCUAGAGUAGCUAAAACUAGGCAACUUUUCGAGGUUAAUUUAGUGGACCCAGUUGAUCUUUUUUUUUUUUUAAUUAAUUAGAUAAUUUCGUAAUGUUAUUUUCUUUAUCCUACGGUUAUUUUCCCUAACUUAAUUUUGAAUUUUCUAGUUUUCCUUAA